Coturnix japonica (Japanese quail) is the source of this 836-nucleotide messenger RNA. The record is from RefSeq and is a predicted model, not a curated record. NCBI's taxonomy places the organism in Eukaryota, Metazoa, Chordata, Aves, Galliformes, Phasianidae.
CCCCUCCCAGAUCCAAGAUGGCGGCGGCCGUUGUUGGGUGCCCGCAGGGGGGGCCGUGACGGUCACACACCGGCCCCGGUUCCCCCCCCCACCCCCCGGUUCCCCCCGCGAUGCUGCGGCGGCUCCUGGAGCGGCCAUGUUCCCUCGCGCUGCUCAUCGGCGGACAAUUCGCCUUCGUGGCCUAUUUCUCGUUCGGCGGGUUCCGGAACCUGACGGCGCUGUUCGCUCGUUCCUCGUCCCCCGUCGUGGAUUAUUCGCGGACUCACGACGUUUACACCAACCUCAGCGCGAUGCUCAACGGCGGCACCGCCGGGAAACGGCACGGAGCGCCGCCAUAUUGCCCCGUGACGUCACCGCUACUGCUGGGUCCCCUGACGGUGUCGUUCAGCCGCGUUCCCACGCUGGAUCAGAUCCGCGCCAAGAACCCGCUGGUUCAGCCCGGGGGGCGCUACCGCCCCACAGCCUGUGAGCCCCGAUCCCGCACCGCCGUCAUCGUCCCACACCGCAACCGCGAGACCCACCUGGGGCACCUGCUGUACUACCUGCACCCCUUCCUGCAGCGCCAGCAGCUGCAAUACGGCAUCUACGUCGUGCACCAGGCUGGUUCGAGCACGUUUAACCGCGCGAAGCUGCUGAAUGUUGGUGUGAAGGAGGCGCUGAAGGACGAGGAGUGGGACUGUUUGUUCCUGCACGACGUCGACCUGGUGCCCGAGAACGACCACAACCUGUACACGUGUGAUGGAGCCAACCCGCGGCACGUCUCCAUCGCCAUCAACAAGUUCGGAUACAGGUGGGUCACAGCGUCACCUGACAGGACCUGACAGCACAGCUGUGUG